AGAAACUUUAUUUUAUUUAUUCAUUUAUUUGUUUAUUAUUUUCCCUUUUUUAUAAUUAAUUUCUUCUUACUUUCUAUCUUUUUGUGUCUAAAUUUUUUUUUGUUGAAAAUUUUGAACAUAGAGAAGAUAAAGGGUCGGUGGAUUUGUAUGUUGAAUUAACAGCAAAACCCUCCUUUUUCUUUUUUCCCUCAUCAUCUUCUCUCAUUCUUCUUAGUUCUUCCAUUUCUUUUCAUUUUCGUUUAAAUAAAUUAUAAUUUUUUUUUCCUUUUUUCAGUUUCUCUCCUUCUUCUUCAUCUUCAUCAAUUUCUCUUUUUGAAAAAGAACAAAAAACUAUAUCAUAAUAUAUUGAUUUAAAACUUAGGAAGAGUUUUGAUGUCGUCCUCUUAGGAUGAUAGGAUUUGGAAACCACAGCCAGCUCAAGUAAUUGAGAUAUCAUGAGAAAUAAUAAUACUAAGAUUGUUAAUCCAACCAUCAUCGGUAGCGGCGGUAGUGGUGGCGGAAGCGGCGGCGGGUCGGAUUCGUUAUUAGAUGCAAAGCUUGAACAACAUCAGAUGUGUGGAUCUAAGCACUGUCCUGGUUGUGGACAUAAGCUUGAAGGAAGGCCGGAUUGGGUAGGUUUACCAGCAGGAGUGAAAUUUGAUCCAACAGAUCAAGAAUUGAUAGAACAUCUAGAAGCUAAAGUUAAAUCAAAAGAUAUGAAAUCUCAUCCUUUGAUUGAUGAAUUUAUUCCCACAAUUGAAGGAGAAGAUGGAAUUUGUUAUACCCAUCCUGAGAAACUUCCAGGAGUUACUCGAGAUGGAUUGAGUAGGCAUUUCUUUCAUAGGCCAUCGAAGGCAUAUACGACGGGGACGAGAAAGCGGAGGAAGAUACAAACGGAGUGCGAUUUACAAGGUGGGGAGACGCGGUGGCAUAAGACGGGAAAGACGAGGCCGGUGAUGGCGAAUGGGAAGCAAAAAGGGUGUAAGAAAAUAUUGGUUCUUUAUACAAAUUUUGGGAAGAAUAGGAAGCCAGAAAAGACUAAUUGGGUGAUGCAUCAAUAUCAUUUGGGUCAGCAUGAGGAAGAGAAAGAAGGGGAGCUUGUGGUUUCUAAGAUAUUUUAUCAAACACAGCCAAGGCAGUGCAAUUGGUCGGAGAGAAGUUUGGCCGCUGCCGAGGGAAAUUUCGAGGUUGCAAAUUUGAGUCGACGGGAGACGAGUGCUGUGACGACAGGGAGUUGUUCUUCUAUGACUCAGGCUGACGACGUGUCUCCGGCCGCCACAACCGGUGUUGGAUGUUCAAUUUCUAGCUUUAGUUCGAUGGAUAUUCAACAUCUCAAAUCUGACCAUUUUGGGUUUGUCCCAUUUCGAACAACGUUUGAUGAUCAGGUGGGGAUGGAGGAGGGUUCGACAGAAAGGAAAAUAGGUUCAAAGGAUGGAAGAGGUAGCGGUGAGUUUGAGUUGCGAGACCACCGUCAUCAAAGAGCAGCACCUCUAGAUCAUCAUCAUCAUCAGCUUGUAGUGGCCCACGACGACCAUCAUCAUCAUCAUUCAGUUGUUAACCAUCAUCUACCAACCACAACCUUCCACGUCACAAAUCCGACUCAUCAAAUCUCCAGCAUCGUCAUCUCUCCUCCUCCUCUUCUUCUUCUCGAUCACGACUCGUAUCAUCAUCAUCAUCAUCAUCACUCUCCGAUCAUCCUCCAAAAUCAACCCUUUCAUCAGGAGGAGCAGCAAGAAGAAGGUGAAAGUGAACAUCAUAAAAUGGGAGGAGGAAGGUCAGCAUCAGGCUUGGAAGAACUCAUCAUGGGUUGCACUUCUUCUUCCAUCAAACACCAACCUCAGGAAUCAUCCAUGCCAAGUGGCCGAGAGACAGAUCAAUGGAUGAAGUAUUCAUCGUAUUGGCCCGACCCGAACAACCCAAACCUCCACGGUCAUGGAUAGUUCGAUCAAAAAACCCGACACAAAAUUCAUCAUAUAUCCCUCAUCAUUGGUACUUCAAAAAAAAAAACUUUCAAACUUGUUGAAUUGAAACCCACGUCAAAGUUCAUACUUAUAUAUAUACAUAUAUUUCUUCU
This is a messenger RNA of Cucumis melo (muskmelon), 2053 nucleotides long. RefSeq names its product NAC domain-containing protein 75-like. The record is from RefSeq and is a predicted model, not a curated record. NCBI's taxonomy places the organism in Eukaryota, Viridiplantae, Streptophyta, Magnoliopsida, Cucurbitales, Cucurbitaceae. Gene Ontology annotation, cellular component: nucleus. The transcript is spliced from 6 exons. Bases 435 to 1919 code for a protein of 494 amino acids. Gene Ontology annotation, biological process: regulation of DNA-templated transcription. Gene Ontology annotation, molecular function: DNA-binding transcription factor activity; transcription cis-regulatory region binding.